ACGAACACAACUCGAUCAAAUUGUACUUACAAAACCUCCAAUAUGGUUGGCAUUCCCUGAAAACACCAAUCGCUGUCAUUUUCUCAUUGGGUUUGGCGCGCACAAAGCCAAAGCCAAUCGCAAUCCAUUGUGAUCUCUCCCACCCAACAAUAAUAGCACACACCUUGAAAUACACGAAUCCGCUCGUUUUCAUCGCUGUCUCUUACCCACAGCAACUACUACUACUUCCAAGUUCCAACCAACGCAAACAAAACUAUGCUUCGACUCGGUCUCCUCCCAUUUCAUCGUAUUCCAGUCUCUUCCCAUUUCCUCAAUCUCUCUCCCAAACCCGCAAUGGCCGUCUCUUCUUACACGACGUCGUCUAACUCCUCCUCUUCCUCUAAGCUCCUCUUCCGUCAACUCUUCGAGAAGGACUCCUCCACCUACACUUACCUCCUCGCCGACGUGUCCCACCCCGAUAAACCCGCUCUGUUGAUUGACCCUGUGGACAAGACUGUGGACAGGGAUCUUUCCCUUGUUAAGGAGUUGGGUUUGAAGCUUGUUUAUGCUAUGAACACUCAUGUUCAUGCUGAUCAUGUCACUGGCACUGGUCUCAUCAAGAGUAAGCUUGAUGGUGUGAAGUCUGUGAUUUCAAGGGCAAGCAAGUCGAAAGCUGAUCAUUUGAUUGAGGCUGGUGAUAAAAUCUAUUUUGGGGACCUGUUUUUGGAGGUUCGAGCUACUCCUGGGCAUACAUUAGGUUGUGUUACCUAUGUUACAGGUGAUGGGCCUAAUCAGCCACAACCACGAAUGGCUUUCACUGGAGAUGCUGUACUCAUACGUGGAUGUGGGAGAACUGAUUUUCAGGGCGGAAGCUCAGAUCAACUCUAUGAGUCGGUCCAUUCUCAGAUCUUCACUUUGCCAAAGGAUACAUUAAUCUAUCCUGCUCAUGAUUACAAGGGAUUCACUGUUAGCACUGUGGGGGAGGAGAUGCUCUAUAAUCCUCGGCUUACAAAAGAUAAGGAGGGGUUUGAAGAUAUCAUGAAAAAUCUAAAACUCGCAUAUCCAAAAAUGAUUGAUGUAGCUGUGCCUGCGAAUAUGGUUUGUGGAUUGCAAGAUUUGUCUGAAAGGCCUGUUGAGUCCGUAUCAACCUAGAGACAUAAUCACGGCUCAGACUUGUGUUCUGUACAAAAACGUCUGGAUGGAGCUGGCUUAACUACAUGGAUAAAUUACCUUUCCACUACACGUGGUGCAUUCUACCCCUACAGUUGAGUGUGUUUUAGACUUUGAAAGUAUACAGAUCAUGCCAUAACAAUAUUGACUCAUCACAUUGAAGCAUGAUUGAUAGAGCAAGCUACAUCUGCCUGUUGUACAAUAAUGAUGAGGUAAUUAAUGAUAACCCAUCUUCUUUACUGUUCGUCAUACUGAAGCCUCAUGCAAUAUCUUCUGCAUUUGUUCAAAACUUGUGUACAUGUUAUUAUGAGAGUUCUGAUUGUUCUUCAGAUGGUUCUGGAUAUUGUUCUUGGAGCAUCAUCAGUCUACUUAUCUUGGUCUUCUGUGUUCAUUUUCUUU
This is a messenger RNA of Fragaria vesca subsp. vesca, 1548 nucleotides long. RefSeq names its product hydroxyacylglutathione hydrolase 3, mitochondrial-like. Gene Ontology annotation, biological process: hydrogen sulfide metabolic process; glutathione metabolic process. Gene Ontology annotation, molecular function: sulfur dioxygenase activity. Lineage: Eukaryota; Viridiplantae; Streptophyta; Magnoliopsida; Rosales; Rosaceae. The transcript is spliced from 9 exons. Bases 256 to 1131 code for a protein of 291 amino acids. The record is from RefSeq and is a predicted model, not a curated record.